GCAUUGCAGUAGUGGCAAUUUUUUUAAAUGUUUCAUCACAUUUUAAUCGCUUCUUUUCAAAAAACGUAUUGCCGAUUACGGUAAAAGAACUUACAAAAUACUUACUUUUGUAGGUAAAGACAACAUAAAUUAAGUAAUGGCAGAUGCAGGUACAGAAAAGCUAUCAAAAAAUGAGCUGAAAAGGCGACUAAAAGCUGAACAAAAGGCAAAAGAAAAGGCAGAUAAAGUUGCGCAACAACCACAAGUAACUGCAGCUGUUAAAAAAGUUGCCGAAGAGGAGAUAAGCCCAAAUGAAUACUUUAAGUUACGUAGCCAGGCGGUUUCGAAAUUGAAACAGCUUGGAAAUGAACAGCAGCCGUACCCCCAUAAAUUUCAUGUGUCCACGUCACUUGAAGAUUACAUUGCCAAGUAUUCAAACCUACAAGAUGGGGAAAUUGUGGAAUCUGAUAGCGUAAGCGUGGCAGGUCGCAUCCAUGCGAUACGUGAAUCCGGAGCCAAACUUAUAUUUUAUGAUCUUCGAGGUGAAGGCACCAAAUUGCAAAUCAUGGCAACGGCAAAACACUAUUACGAUGAAGUUAAAUUUACAGAAGAUACCGAUAAAAUAAGAAGAGGCGAUAUUGUUGGUGUUGAAGGAAAUCCAACCAAAACCAAAAAAGGAGAGUUAUCUAUAAUGCCCAAACGAAUCAAAUUACUUUCUCCGUGUUUGCACAUGUUGCCCCACUUACAUUUUGGACUGAAAGACAAAGAAACCAGAUUUAGACAAAGAUAUUUAGAUCUCAUAUUGAACAACCGUGUGCGAAUUAUAUUUGAAACACGCGCAAAAAUUAUUGCAUACGUUAGGAAAUUCUUGGACCAACUAGGAUUUUUAGAAAUUGAAACGCCAAUGAUGAAUAUGAUUGCUGGAGGUGCGACCGCUAAACCCUUCGUGACGUAUCAUAACGAGCUCAAUAUGCAGUUAUACAUGAGAAUCGCACCUGAGCUGUACCACAAGAUGCUAGUUGUCGGCGGCCUAGAUCGCGUAUACGAAAUCGGCCGACAAUUUCGAAAUGAAGGUAUCGAUCUGACCCACAAUCCCGAAUUCACCACCUGCGAAUUUUACAUGGCGUAUGCGGAUUAUAAUGAUUUAAUGACCCUUACCGAGACUAUGAUCUCCGGAAUGGUUUAUAGUAUACAUGGAACGUAUAAAGUCAAAUAUCAUCCGGAUGGUCCUGAUGGUGAAGAGGUUGAAAUAGAUUUUACCCCUCCUUUUAAGCGAAUUCCGAUGUUGCCAGCUUUAGAAAAAGCUUUGAAUGUCAAGUUUCCAUCUCCCAAUGAACUUGUCAGUGAUGCUGGUGUCAAACUCUUAAGUGAUCUAUGCGUAAAGCACGAAAUUGAAUGUCCACCUCCUCGCACUGCGGCAAGAUUAUUGGACAAACUCGUAGGCGAAUUUAUUGAAGAAGGUUGUAUUAAUCCGACGUACAUCAUCGAACAUCCCCAAAUAAUGAGUCCUCUCGCUAAAUGGCACAGAUCGAUUCCGGGUCUAACUGAGAGAUUCGAACUGUUCGCGAUGAAGAAAGAAAUUUGCAACGCCUACACGGAACUAAACGAUCCGGUUGUUCAGCGUGAGCGAUUCGAACAGCAAGCCAAAGAUAAGGCUGCCGGCGAUGAGGAAGCGCAGUUGGUUGAUGAAAAUUUCUGCACUGCGUUAGAAUAUGGUCUUCCACCAACAGCUGGAUGGGGACUGGGUAUUGAUAGGCUGACUAUGUUUUUAACUGAUUGUAAUAACAUUAAGGAAGUUCUGUUAUUUCCCGCUAUGAAACCGGAUGAACCUAAUAAGGUAAAGGAAGAAGAUGCUCCUGAGGCUUAAUUUCGUUAAAAGAUGAACCUCUAAUUGUGGAUUGGUUUCCUCCAAGAGCUUUGUUUGGCAGACCGAGUAUUAAAAUCAAGAUUGUAUAAUUUUAAUAAAGUGAAUUCAAUCCCUGUUGAAA
Photinus pyralis (common eastern firefly) is the source of this 1967-nucleotide messenger RNA. RefSeq names its product lysine--tRNA ligase-like. Lineage: Eukaryota; Metazoa; Arthropoda; Insecta; Coleoptera; Lampyridae. Bases 137 to 1846 code for a protein of 569 amino acids. Gene Ontology annotation, biological process: lysyl-tRNA aminoacylation. The record is from RefSeq and is a predicted model, not a curated record. Gene Ontology annotation, cellular component: cytoplasm; cytosol; aminoacyl-tRNA synthetase multienzyme complex. The transcript has 4 exons. Gene Ontology annotation, molecular function: ATP binding; lysine-tRNA ligase activity; tRNA binding.